Molecule: messenger RNA, 1450 nt
Organism: Mytilinidion resinicola
Lineage: Eukaryota; Fungi; Ascomycota; Dothideomycetes; Mytilinidiales; Mytilinidiaceae
Product: actin depolymerizing protein
Exons: 3
Coding region: 113-1120 (335 amino acids)
Biological process (GO): actin filament depolymerization; barbed-end actin filament capping
Cellular component (GO): cytoplasm; actin filament
Molecular function (GO): actin filament binding; actin monomer binding
Source: RefSeq, a predicted model, not a curated record
GUAGCAGAGCCCUGCACUUCUAGGCUUACGCAACUCUCGCCCUCUGUGCCUCAGUUCCGAACUUGUCUUCGAAACUUACGUGCAAACCAGAUAUUGGCAAGAGACAGUCAACAUGCAGUCAGGCAUCUCCGCUUCUGCCGAGCUUCUUACAGCCUUCCAAACUUUCCUGACAACGCCCACCCAGCGCGGCCUCCUCGCCACUAUCUCAAACGAAUCCAUCCAGCCUGGCCCCGCCAUCUCCUCCACCAACUCCUCCUUCCUCUCCGAUCUCUCCAACCUCUUGCCCCACCUCACGCCCAAUGGCGCACUGUAUAUCAUCCUCCGCCGCGCGGACUCUCCCUCUUCCUCUGCUCCAGCUGCGGGCUCGCUCGUUGCGGUAACAUACGUGCCCAAUGCUGCACCCGUACGGCAGAAAAUGCUCUUUGCGUCCACGCGGCUGACGCUGCUGCGCGAGCUGGGCUCUGAGCACUUUGGGGAAACAGUGUUUGUAACCGAAGCAGAGGAGCUGAGUAAAGAGGGGUGGGCGCGGCAUGAGGCGCACGGGGAGGCUGCGAAUCCGCUGACGCAGGAGGAGCAGGACCUCGAGGGCAUUAAAGAGCAAGAGGCAUUGGAGAGCAGGGGCACACAGGGGAAGAGUUUAGCUAGCGGUGGGAACUUAGCUGUGAGGGCGGAUGAUAAGGUGGUGGAGGCUGUGAGUGCGUUGGGACAGGGUGGGGACAAUUUGGUGCAGUUGGCACUGGAUCCCAAGACCGAGACUUUGACCCUCAUAGCUACCUCCACCGCCACCGCUUCCUCUAUCUCCGGCGCAGUCGACAACUCCUCGCCCCGCUUUCUCUUCUACCGCCAUGACACGGCGUCCUCGAAACCGAUUCUCUUCAUCACUACGUGUCCGUCAACUUCGAAGAUCAGGGAACGAAUGCUGUUCGCCGCGUCCCGUAAUGUUGUUAUCCAAUUCGCGCAGAAAGAAGGCGGUAUCACGAUAGCAAAACGGCUCGAGGUCACGAAUCCGGAUGAGAUCACAGAAAAGUUGAUCGAAGAAGAGGUUGGAGAGAGUGGAAAAGAGGAAGUACCAGCAGUGAAAUCGGGAUUCGCGAGACCGAAGAGGCCGGGAAAGAGGUAGAGAAAGUACCAAAAUAAGCGUGUGAAGUUGCAGAUGGUAGAGGGAGAGACAAUCAUUUCAACACCAUUGACGGCCAGUGUAUAGGUGGCGCAGCUAUUGGUAACUACUUGCGAAAGGGGACGAAGAAGUCAAGCAAUCACACGAAUAGACUCGAAAGCUAAAAACUAACAGUGGUCCUGGCAUUAAAACGAACCUGAAAAGCCAUGCUUCGCUUAUGCAGCUAAAAUUUAUGGAUAUGCAUGUGUCAAAACUUCGUUUCUCAUCCCUCUCUUCUAUCCAGCUCGCACCCAUCCAAUAUUUACAAAGCGCCAUCAAGCGGCACUUUUCCCU